AUAAAUGUUGUUAUAGGUCUUGAGUCACGUGGAUUUCUUCUCGGUCCGGCUUUAGCUCUUCGCUUAAACUGUGCUUUUGUUCCUGCUCGGAAGAAGGGGAAACUUCCAGGCCCCUGUUACUCUCACAGUUAUGAACUGGAAUAUGGAACUGAUACCAUAGAAAUUCAGAAGGAUGCUGUCAAACCUGGGGAUAAUGUACUUCUGUUCGAUGACGUCCUAGCAACUGGAGGAAGCCUAGAAGCUUGUGUCAAAUUAGUGGAAAAGUCUGGAGCAACGAUCUUAGCCAGUUUGUUGUUUAUGGAACUAAAGGAUUUGAAUGGACGUGAAAGGUUGGAGAAGCUUGGAAUACUGGUUCACUCAAUUUUCCAAGCCUAA
Heterobilharzia americana is the source of this 375-nucleotide messenger RNA. Lineage: Eukaryota; Metazoa; Platyhelminthes; Trematoda; Strigeidida; Schistosomatidae. The record is from the annotation of a GenBank genome assembly.